Molecule: messenger RNA, 3322 nt
Organism: Monodelphis domestica (gray short-tailed opossum)
Lineage: Eukaryota; Metazoa; Chordata; Mammalia; Didelphimorphia; Didelphidae
Product: coiled-coil domain-containing protein 33
Cellular component (GO): peroxisome
Source: RefSeq, a predicted model, not a curated record
ACUGACCCCAACCCCCACAGGGGAGGGUUGAGUAGGUUCCCCAGGUCUCCGGGAGAGCAGGGAGAUAGUGUCAUCCCCUCGUCCUCCAUGGGGGGGUUCGAGGACUAAAGAUGCUUGACUGCUGACCUGCCAUGCCCCCCCAUUGACUGCCAUGUCUGUGGCCCCCGAUGGCAUUGCUAGAUCUGUAAUGCCUCUACAUUGAAAAAGACACCCAGCCACAGUUCUGCCCCUGUCCACUCUUGUCUCUGGCCACCAGCGGCCAGCGAACCACACAGCCUCAGUUGCUCUAACUCACCUGCCAAGAGGGGAUACUCCAUGCCCGUGUCGCUGCUCCACAGCUUUGGAGACAUCUGUGCCAGCCCCUAGGUGGAGUGGGACUAAUUCUAGUUGACCCUGCAGUGCCAGAAGUUAGCACCCAAGACUGUUAAUUGACUGAGGAUCUAAGAAGAAAACUUCUCUGAAAAACAAUGGGAUGGAAUAAGAAAAGGGUGGCAGAGGAACCCCUGCCUCUUGAAGAAGCAUCCCGCCAUUCAGAGACCACCUUUGGCCAUUUGGCUCCAGCCCAAAAGGAAGUCAUCACAAUCAAUAUCCAUGGGGCUGUCAACCUCCCUGCUCGCAAGGAUGGCUCAAAACCCUUGCCCUUUGUGAUAGCGAAAACCACUUCACAGGAAGAAAAACACCUGGAAUCUGCAGCUGUCACUUCAACUACCUGGGAGCCCACAAAGAGCCCCACUUGGGAGACGACAGUCAAGCUGGAGACCCAAACUUCAGAUGUGGGUCGUGAAGAUGUAAUCUUGUCGGUACUUGACAGCAAAACUCGAGAUGUGCUAGCUACCUACAGGAUUCCCAUCAAGUACCUCCGUCCUUUUCAUCCCUACCAUUUUGAGCUGACAAUGGCUCACAAGCAUGGUUUGGCCAAAUUGUAUGCUUCAGUCACUCGGGAAAGCAGUUUCAUGCCCCGAUACAUUGGAUGCACUCACACAGCCUUAGAGGUCUUUCUUGGGGGGGUCAAUGAAACCCUUGCCAAUCCCUUUGGCCCCCUCAUGGUCGUUGCCCGUGUCAUUCCCAACUAUAAGGAGUUCAAGGAGACUACGUUGAACAAAGACACUUUAUCUAUGGGACUGCCUUUGAGAACUGUCAACUUUCCAAACCCCUCAGUGUUGUCUUUUGAUGUUCCUCGGACCAAUGUGCAAGGAUAUCCCCAGAUAUCUAAGCCUGGUGGGCCUGCCAAACAGCCUGAAUGGAAUACUUCCUUCCUUUACCAAGGCCGGAAUGGGUGUACACAGUUCAAUGAUAAUAUGGCCCUGUUGCUGGAGUAUUAUCCUAUGACCACAAUGCCUGCAAAAGACUCAUGGAAUCUUACGGAGCCGUUGGGCAUCUCUGUGGUUCCACUCAACAACCGAAUCUACCGAAAAAUGAUGUCAGGAUCAAAGACUGCCCUACAUGUGAAGAAGCUCCCCAUCAAGAGAACUAAACUGAAAACGAUAUCAGGUGGAACGCCUACUGUUAACUUAUCCAUCCAAGUGCUUUCCUCAGAGAGGCCAGACAACUUUUUUACUCCCAGCAAUUGCCAAGAGAUUCCUGUACUGAACCCUGCACUCCUUGAUGCUGAUCUUGGCACUAUCCGUGAAUCAUGGUCCAAGGAUUGUGUAAGCUCAGAUCCAGAACCAGAGCCAGAGCCAGAACCAGAGCCCGAGCCGGAGCCCGAGCCCGAGCCUGAGGCAGAUGCAGAAGCAGAAGCAGAGCCAGAGCCAGAGCCAGAGUCCGAGUCACAACAAAAGCCAGAGUCUGACGACGAGCCAGAGCUAGAGCUAAUACCUGAACCCCAGGCUAAGUCCAAGGCCCAGGCCACACCUAUGCAGUGCUUUGUGGACAAAUGCCUUUCUGUACCCUCGCUUGAUGAUUGGAAACCUCAGGAACUUUCCCAGGAAACAAUGAGGAAAAUGAGGCAGAGAGAAGCGAAAAAUGCAGACAGGCCAAAAGAAUGGGACCCCAGCGCUUCUGACUAUCUAGAAGAUAUUCAACCACCUGGGCCAUAUCCGAAGGCUAUGUACAAGAUCUCAGCAAAACCUCAGCCCUCCAGGAUGUGGCCCCGUGAAGAGAUAGCUGAGAUCUCCCAACCAGCCCAAUGGAAGGCGCAUCUAUAUAGCAGUCUUUAUGAAUCGGACCACUCAGACUCUCAAGACCAUGACUUACAGGCAGAGCAAGAGAAACCAAAUACAAUGUUAAUUUCCUGGAAAGAAAUGGACACUUACCAAAAGGCCAUGGCAAAGAUGGCCAAUGACAUUCUGAGUCUACGUAAUAAAGUGAGCACGCUGGAGACAGAAAAUAACAAUCUACGGCAUCAGGUGUCCACACAGGAGCGAAUGGGUAAUACUUCUGAAGAAGAAGAAGAAAUAAUAGGAAACAUGAAGCAAAAACUUUCCCAGAGCAGCACAGAGAUGAGAAGGUUGAAAGAUAGGGUACAACAGCUGCAGAAUGAGUUAAUUCGGAAAAAUGAUCGGGAGAAGGACUUGUUGCUAAUGCAACAAUCUCACCAUCAACAGCAGCAAAAUCUGAGAAGGUAUCAGGACAAGUUGCAGAAAAUGAAGAGUCUGGAACAAACUGUGAAGAACCAGGAGAAGGUCAUUCAAACAAUGGAGAAGAUCUUAGAAGAUAAACUAAAUAGGUCUAGCAAAGAAAGAGAGAGGGAAAGAGAAAUAUCUGAAACAGCAUCACCAAUGGGGCGGCCUCUGGGAAAGCAUUCCAGUGGCCCCAUGGGAGAGAAUGUUCCCUUUGACUUUUACUCCAUUUUGAUGUCCGAGAAUGCCAGGCUGCGAAGUGAGUUGGAUAAAACCCGCCACCAGUCUUCCCCCAUCAUCCUGCAGCAGCAAGCCCUGCCGGACUUCCUCUCUGGUACCUCGGACAAACUCAAUCUUAUGGCCAAAUUGGAGAGCGCUCAAAAUCGUAUUCGGACUUUGGAGAGCGAGCUGGAAGACUCAGCACGGCGCUGGGGCCAAGAAAAGCAAGACCUGAAAUCGAGGCUGAUGGAAAAGGACAAUGGUUUCAGCCCUUCCUCGACAGAAGUCCCAAUGAGGAACCAGAACUCCAGAGAAUGGAAAUGACAGACCUAGAGUCACAAAACAAAGGAAUACUACGGACAGUACGGCCACCAAGAGCCCGCAAAAACCGGAUCCGUUAUCGUUCAAUCCAGAGCCUGACCCGUAAAGGCCAAUCACAAACAGAUCUGAAAUCUACCUGAUAAAACCACAGAAACAGGCCUCCCCUCACAUUCUUCUCCUGGAAUCAGAUCCCUAACAACUUUAUUAAAUACAUAAAUCUU